Molecule: messenger RNA, 2387 nt
Organism: Marasmius oreades (fairy-ring Marasmius)
Lineage: Eukaryota; Fungi; Basidiomycota; Agaricomycetes; Agaricales; Marasmiaceae
Exons: 5
Coding region: 33-2387 (784 amino acids)
Biological process (GO): protein folding
Cellular component (GO): nucleus; cytosol
Molecular function (GO): ATP binding; ATP-dependent protein folding chaperone
Source: RefSeq, a predicted model, not a curated record
AACAAUUCCAUCGCUCCCUAUACAACACAACCAUGGCCGUCGUUGGAAUAGAUUUUGGUACUCUAGCAAGCAAAAUCGGUGUCGCAAGACAUCGUGGAAUCGAUAUCAUCACUAACGAGGUUUCCAAUCGUGCUACACCAUCGCUUAUUGGAUUUGGUCCAAAACAGAGGGCCAUCGGAGAAGCAGCAAAAACUCAAGAAACCUCCAACUUUAAAAACACCAUCGGUUCUCUCAAGCGACUAGUAGGACGCACAUUGAACGAUCCUGACGUACAGGAAAUAGAGAAGAAGUUUAUCAACGCCGCCUUAAUCGAUUCAAACGGAACUGUUGGAGUGGAGGUCAUGUUCCUUGGCGAGACGCAAAGAUUUUCCGCCACCCAGCUAGUCGCUAUGUAUCUGAACAAACUACGCGACAUCGCAGCCAAGGAACUCAAGACUGGAGUUUCCGACGUCGUCAUCGCUGUCCCAGGAUGGUUUACUGAUAUACAACGGAGGGCGAUCUUGGAUGCCGCAUCCAUCGCCGGGCUCAAUGUUCUUCGCCUCAUAAACGAUACCACCGCUGCCGCUCUUGGUUACGGCAUUACCAAAUCCGAUCUUCCCGAGCAAGAAAAUCCCAGACACGUUGUCUUCGUCGAUGUCGGCCAGUCUUCCAUGUCUGUUUCCGUGGUCGCUUUCUCCAAAGGGCAGCUCGUUGUCAAGAGUACCGCCUAUGACCGCCACCUGGGAGGUCGAGACAUUGAUUACGCUCUCUUGCGCCAUUUUGCGGAAGAGUUCAAAGCCAAGUACAAGAUCGAUGUCAACUCCAGUCCCAAAGCUAUCUUUCGUCUGGCUGCAAGCUGCGAGCGCCUCAAAAAGGUUCUCUCUGCUAAUGCUGAAGCCUCACUCAAUGUUGAAUCCGUCAUGAACGACGUUGAUGCCUCUUCCAAACUCACCCGUGAACAGCUGGAGGGACUUAUCGCUGAGACACUCUCUCGCAUCACGGCACCAAUAGAGCGGGCCAUUGCUGAUUCUGGGCUUUCCAUCGACGAAAUUGAAGCUGUCGAGCUUAUCGGUGGUUCAACUCGCGUCCCUGCUGUGAAAGCACGUAUUCAAUCUGUUUUCCCCAAUAAAACACUUUCCUUCACUCUCAACCAAGACGAAGCUGUCGCUCGUGGUGCAACAUUCUCUUGCGCCAUGCUUUCCCCCGUCUUCCGUGUGCGCGACUUUCAUGUGAGCGACGUCACUCACUAUCCUAUAAAAGUUCAUUGGACUCCAACCCCGACUGAUCCGGAAGAAGAUACUGAACUCAUUGUUUUCGGUUCUGGAAAUCCCAUCCCAUCGACCAAAAUCCUUUCCUUCUACCGAAAGGAGCCGUUCGAGAUUGAAGCCGCUUACGCAGAGCCAUCUCAACUUCCCGGCGGUAUAAAUCCAUGGGUAGGCAAAUUUACCGCCAAGGACGUUCCGCUCGAAGCGAACGGCGAUGCUACGUGCGUGAAGCUGAAGACACGGCUAAACGCUCAUGGUAUUAUGUCGUUUGAGAAUGCUUAUAUUGAGCACAUUGAAGAGAAGGAGGACACCCAGGCGAUGGAUGUCGAGGGCCAGGACGGAGCUCCUGCUCCCCCAAAGAAAAAGAAGGUGGUGAAGAAAGUUGAUAUUAAGUUCGUCGCAAGUCACUCGUCCCUGGACAGGUCGGUCAUCGAAACGCUGAAAGAACAAGAGAAUCAGAUGAGCGCGAAUGAUAAACUUGUCAUGGACACUGAGGAUCGUAAAAAUGCUCUUGAGGAGUAUAUUUACGACACUCGAUCAAAACUCGAUGAACGUUACGCGCCAUUCGUUGUACCGGACGAAAAAUCCAAACUACUCACCGCCCUCCAAGAAAGUGAAGAUUGGCUUUACUCCACGGAGGGUGAAGAUGCUAUCAAGUCUGCAUACGUUUCUCGUCUCGAUACUCUCAAAGCCCUUGGCGAUCCUAUCACUUUCCGCUGGCGAGAGAGCGAGGAACGUGCAAAAGCCAUCAGCCAACUGCGGGAGACUCUUAAUAGUUAUAUGGCUUCGGCGACCUCCAACGAAGAAAAGUUUAACCACAUAGACGUGAAGGACAAGCAAGCCGUGGUCGAGAAGGUGGCCACUGUUCAGAAGUGGCUUGAAGAUCAAAUUGUGAGGCAAACGGAGAAACCGAAACACGUUGAUCCGGUUCUGACCACUUCCGAGAUUGGCAAGAAGAGAGAUGAAGUGAUUUACUUUGCCACACCCAUCCUGACCAAGCCCAAACCCAAACCUCCCGUCGUGCCUACCUCUGGGACGAAUACACCCAGGACUGAUACUCCCAAUCCCGAGCAGGCCAAACCUGAAGGUAAGGCUGCAGAAGGUCAAAAGGUCAACGGCCCUCCAGAAAUGGAUGUAGAUUAG